AGUGACAGAGUGCUCCCCCCGCAGGCUCUGAUCGGUAUGACAGCUGGAGCUACAGGAGCGUUUGUCGGGACACCAGCAGAGGUGGCUCUGAUCAGGAUGACGGCUGACGGACGUCUUCCUCCAGACCAGAGGAGAGGUUACACUAAUGUUUUUAACGCCCUCGCUCGAAUCACGAGAGAAGAAGGAGUCACCACGCUGUGGAGGGGUUGUAUUCCCACCAUGGCUCGAGCGGUGGUGGUGAACGCAGCUCAGCUGGCCUCCUACUCUCAGUCCAAACAGGCGCUGCUAGACUCAGGGUACUUUGGGGAUGAUAUUCUGUGUCAUUUCUGUGCCAGUAUGAUCAGUGGUCUCGUGACCACCGCAGCCUCCAUGCCGGUCGACAUCGUCAAGACCAGGAUUCAGAACAUGAGGAUGAUCGAUGGGAAGCCGGAGUAUAAAAACGGUUUGGAGGUGUUGGUUCGAGUCGUGGGUAAAGAGGGUUUCUUCUCUCUCUGGAAAGGUUUCACUCCGUACUACGCUCGUCUCGGACCUCACACCGUCCUCACCUUCAUCUUCCUGGAGCAGAUGAACCGCCUCUACAAGACCUACGUCCUCGACCGCUAACGCACGACACACACACACACACAAACACAAAAGGACUACAGCCAAACAUCGUCAUGCUUCACACGUCACGUUUUCACAACUCGGAUAUGGUGACAGAAUUUCAAGGAGCAGUCCAACAUGUAGUGAAAUCGUCCCGUUCAUCCAUAAGGCAGAAAACCAGAGGGUUUCGCGAAAUGGUGGACUGUUCUUUUAAAACACACACACGACACACACUUUAUUUUAAAUUUAAAUUCUUUUUGUAAAGAAAAGAAUGUAAAAUAAAUGUAGUUCAAACAUCAUUUAGCGAUGUUGUCAAUAAUUAAUAAGAAGAAGUCUUAUUUGUAGAAUUAUGACCAUCCUUACCCCGCUGACAACACACAGCAUCGUGGGAUUGAUCAGUUACCAUGGUUACAGCCAGGUGACCUCUAUGGAGGAGAGGAAGGUGGAUGCGUAAUCCGUUUAUGUCUCGCUUUGUGUUUGUGAAUAAAACUUCCAAACUCU
Molecule: messenger RNA, 1083 nt
Organism: Xiphias gladius (swordfish)
Lineage: Eukaryota; Metazoa; Chordata; Actinopteri; Istiophoriformes; Xiphiidae
Gene: slc25a11
Product: solute carrier family 25 member 11
Exons: 6
Biological process (GO): phosphate ion transmembrane transport; malate transmembrane transport; oxaloacetate transport
Cellular component (GO): mitochondrial membrane
Molecular function (GO): antiporter activity; oxaloacetate transmembrane transporter activity; succinate transmembrane transporter activity
Source: RefSeq, a predicted model, not a curated record